Messenger RNA from Mus musculus (house mouse), 8567 nucleotides. RefSeq names its product suprabasin (gene Sbsn). The coding region runs from base 6373 to 8421 and encodes 682 amino acids. The record is from RefSeq and is a predicted model, not a curated record. NCBI's taxonomy places the organism in Eukaryota, Metazoa, Chordata, Mammalia, Rodentia, Muridae. The transcript is spliced from 8 exons. Gene Ontology annotation, cellular component: extracellular region.
UGGUGGUACAGGAUGCAUUGCUGAAACGGCCAUAGCAUGCCAGAUGAGUGGCAGAGCCACCCCUUCUCCACUACUCUUACUUUACCAGGUUGAGAGUACUUCGGCAAUUCCUGCAAUAGAACUUGAGUUUGGCAUGACCCCUCCGACCUACAGUCCUGCCUUCAGCCUUCCUCCAAACUCUGUCACACCUCAUCUUCAGCAAGUUAAAAGGGAAGCUGAGAGUGUCUUGCCUGAGAAGGAGCCAGAAGACCUUGCCUGGGGCUACAGAGGGUUGGGUGCUUCUCUGUUUGCAAAGUGACGCUGGGUGUUCCCAGGGAAGGGCCGUAUGUCUCCAUGUGAAAACCACCUCCCUCUCUCAGAUAACACGAGUUCAGAUUCCAAUACUGCUGUGGAGUGGAUCACAACCCUACGUGACUCCAGCUCCAGGACUGCCGACAGCUUCAUCUGGCCUCCCUCAGGACCUGUGUGGUCCCAGAUCCUGUCUUUCCUCAUGAGGGUGUCUGGAUUCUGACGUCUGGAGUAGGUGGGGUCUGCAGUCUGCCUUUCCCCUCCAGGGCAUCAGACGCCCCUGCCCACCAGGACGGGAGGGGUGAAGCAGGGUCAGGGAAGAAUAUUGUGGUUCCGUGUCUUCUACUGUCUUCUUCCGGGUUGCGGGGGUUGCUUCUCCAAGAAUCUUAGUGCUAUGACUCUUAGGCAAAGGCCUUCUCUGGCUAUCUUUAAUGAAGCGGCUCUCAGAGAUGAUCUCAGCUUGUUCAUAUUUCUUCAUUUGGGGUGGCCUUGAACCUACACAGUUUAUUCCGUCGAACCAGGGGUUUUAUAGAUACAGUUUUGGAGAAGGGCUUGAGACUAUGCAGGGACGGGGAAAGGUCAUUGGCUCCAGAGAUGCCUCGUUUCCUUGGGGACGAAUUUCAGGUGCUGUGCUAUAUGACUGUCUACCUGUGACUGCCUGAUUGGAGGUCUCAGGGUUAUGGGUUACGUGCUCUGAGGCAGGAACGGAAACAGGGAAGGAGUUAUCUCCACUCAUGCUGGCCUCAGGAUAAGAUUCUAAUCUCAAUUUUUGAGAUUUCCAGGGUUUAGAUUUUUCUCUGCCUUUCCAGAUCUAUGCCCCACAUACUUGCACUAAACAUUUAAAACACAUGUGUAAAUAAAAUAGAGUAAAAAUAACAAUACCUUUUUUAUUUUUAAGUUUUAGCUUGAGGUUGAGUCAUGGAGCACUUAGCCAUUAUGCCUAGUAAAUUUUCUGUUAUAUUAAACAUGUAACCUAUGUGAUGUGCACAGCUUGCUUCUUACCCUUGGCUGGUGUAGGAGGGUCCUGGGGAUUGAAUCCAGGUUUUCACAUAGGCUAAUCAUGUGCUCUGCCAUGGAACCCCACUCCUGCCCACACAUACCUUAAACCAUACGACUGCUGACAACUGCUCCCGGCCGUCUGUGCUGUUGAAGAGCUGGGGCAGGAGCAGGAGCAUCUGACACUGGGGUGGCACUGAUGUUCAAUUUAUAAAAAAGAUCAAGUACAUAAGUACCUGGGGUUCUGAUGCAGGAGGCCAACUUGGAGCUAGCCUGGACUACAUAGGCUAGCCUGGACUACACAGUGAUAGCCUGUAUCCAAACAAACAAGGAACUGGAGAGACGGCUCAGUGGUUAAGACUGUUUAAUGCUCUUUCAGAGGACCUGGGUUCGAUUCUCAGCCCCUACCUGGCAGUUCACAAUCUUCUAUAACUCUAGUCCCAGGGUAUCUGAUGUCCUGUUCUGGCCUCCACAGGCCCCUGGUACACACAGACAUACAUUCGGGCAAAAUAGCUAUACAAUAGAAUAAAAAAUAAAAUUAUUAAGAACAAACAAACCCUUCCCUGCAGUAUCUAGGAAGCACAGGUAAGUCAGGUGUGUCUGUAUAUGCAUGACAAAAACACCUGGUCCCCCUCCGCCCCCCCCCCACACUCCCUCAAUGUUUUUCCUUUAAUUUCCCUUCUUUGCUGGAAAUUGAAUCCAGGGCCUUGGGCAAGCUAGGCACGUUUUCUUCCAUUCAGACACUCCCUGGGGUUAUUUUAAUUUUAUUCUUCCCCCAUCUCUCUGUGUGGAGGCCAGAGAACACCUUGUGGGAGUUGGCUCUCUCCUUCCAUCCCAUGCGGUCCGGGAUUGAACUCAGUUACUCAGGCUUCGCAGCAAUCACCCAUUACCUGCUGAGCCAGCUUGUCAGCUCUUAUGUAGUCUCUCAUCCUCAGUCUUGAAGCAGCCUCUAAGCCAUGUCUCCCCACAGUGGUCUGUUCUUUUCCUUGGAGUUUUCCUGUGUUUAGCACCUCCCUAUGUCCUGUUGCAUGUCACCCUCACCAACUGUGUAUCCUGGAGGGGUGCAGUAUCCACAGCUGUGUCUCAGCAUCUGGAACAACAUCUGAUAUAAACUGAGCCUCCUCCUUCUUUUAAAACAAUACUUAUUUUAUGUGUCCAAGUGUUUGGCCUGCCUGCAUGUCUGUGCACCAUGUGCAAUUCUGGGUGUCUUAGGAGGCCAGAAGGGGGCGCUGAGUCCUCUGGAGCUGGAGUCACAGAUGGACCCUUGUGGAUGCUGGGAACUAAACUCGGGUCCUCUGCAAGAGUAGUCCACAUUCCUACCCACUGAGCCUCCUCUUCAGGCCCACUCUUCUGCAUUUCUUGAGACAAGAUCACACUAUGUAGCUAAGGCUGGCCUCUAAAUUGCUACGAUCCUCUGGCUCAGCCUCCUAGAUGCUGGGAUUACAGCCACCAUGUGAAGCUUACAAAGCAGGCUUUCAGGAAGUGUCUAGAAAAAAAAGCAAGUGAAAAAUGUCCCCUCAAGCCCAGGGCUCACAUGACCUCUUAUGACUCACUAACAGAUGCCUUUACCUGCAGGGCCGGUUGACACGCAGCUGUGACCAACGGGGUGUGAGGCUUAGCUACAGAAAGGAGUCACUAUCCUAGAGAGAAGGGUGGAAGCCCAAAACUCAUACAAUGGCAUAACCUUGUUCUCCCCCAAGCCCCCAUGGAAGCUUUCCGUUUACAUAUAGAGAGCCUGUUUCAUAAAGCCAAAGCAAGAACCAGAUCAUGCAAGAACUGGCCAUGAGACCGGUUGGCAAGGCCCUGGAGAGCUAAACUGAAUAUAAAUUGGAAGAGACAGGCAUGGAUCUGUAAUCGCAGCUACUUGGAGGCUGAUGUAGGAGGAUCAUAGAUCAAUGCCUAUCUGGGCUACAGAGUGAGUUCAAGGCCAGCCUGGCCACCUAGUCUCAAAAUAAAAACAUUUUAAAAGGUCUGGGUUUUCUGGCACAUGUCUUUACCGUUAGCACUUGGAAGGCAGAGGCAAGCAGAUCCCGGGAGUUUGAGGCCAACCUGGUCAACAUAGUGAGUUCUAGGAUAGCAAGACCUACAAAGUGAGACCCUGUCUCAAAAAUAAAAAUGAAAAAAAAGUUAAAAAAAAAAAAGUCUAGGAUAUAAAGAGCCUUGUGACAAACAUGCUCUCCUAGCAUGCGUGAGAAAGCAGGAUGUAUGCGGUGGGCCACCCAGAUGCUAUUGGGCAAAGUUUUCUUUUGUAUGGUGGCACAUACAUGUCAUCCCAGCCCCUGUGAGGCUGCAGCAGGCAGAUGAAGAGGUCUGUGCUAGCCUAAACUACAGGCAGAGAUCCUGUCUCAUAAAACCAAGGUCAGAAACAUCAAAACACCCCCCCACCCAGAGGCGGGCAUGGUGGUUCAUGCCUGUAAUCCUAGUACUUGGGGUGCUGAAGCAGGUAGAUUGCUAUGAGUUUGAGGUCAUCCUGGACUUGUAUUGUCUAGCCUAAACAAUUAAAAAAAAAACAAAACAAAAACAAAAACCAAAGGAUCAAUAACCCCCCAAAUCCGAUGUUAGAAGUGACAAACCUGAUUAAUAGCAAGAGAAGUAGAGUCACGAGCUCUUCUCCCAACGUCUGGUUUAGAUCAAUUUUAUGGGCAGAUCUGCCAGAUACCAGGGAACAGAAACAUAUACUAGUGAUGCAUCUGCUUUUCUAACUGUGGUAGAUGCUAGGCUGAGCUAGGAAGCCCCAGGCAGUCCCUCUGUAGGGCCUUCUGGGUAAGGCUCUCACUAUGACACCCUUGAAUGGGUGAACAUCCUGUUUGAACAUACAGCACUGUGACAUGAAGUGACAUGAUAUCCUAGAGUCUGAGCUUCUUCCACUGGCUUUUCUGAUAAGGAGAAAGGUGAGAAGUCAUGAAUCCAUUGGCAAAUGGUGACAGAAAGCUGAGGAGAGGGGCCAGUGGAGGGAGAGAAAGGUGGAGGAGAAAAUACAGAGUGCUGGUGCAUGCCUGCUACAGUCCCAGAGGAUCAAGAGUUCAAGGCCAGCCUCAGGUACAUAGUGGGUUCCAGGCCAUUCUGGGCUACAGGAGACCCUAUCACAACAAAACAUAGAAAAAAUAGGUAGGAUACCUUUUUAAAAGGGUAAGCCGAACCUAUCUAUCUUGGUGUGGACCAGGAUUCUGACACCCCUACCUCCAUGUUCCUGGCUCCCUUCUCUGCCUGGCCUCUACUCUCCGUCAUUAAGGGAUGUGGGAUGCUUCUGGCUGAGUGCCUUUGUCAUUGGAGUGUGAACCUGGGAAAGAGAGUCACUUUGCAGAGUGGUCCAGUUAGCCACCUCUGCUGUCAGCUGUCAGAGUUGGGAAGGCCCAUGCUCCCGGGUCCCUGGUUCUGGAAUGUUUGGUUCUGGGUGUGGCUAUUGCUUCUUUGAGGGGACCACCUCAUGCUCUGGUUUGAAGUUGACAACACGUGCUGGUUCUCAGCCACGCCUGGGCACCCACACAGAUAACUACCUCCUCCGCUGUGCACACCCGCAUUCCUCCAUGCCUGAGUGUUCCACUGCUCCCUCCUCUCUCCUCGCUCAGCCUCACUGUUGGCAUUAAAACCUAAAUACACACACACACACACACACACACACACACACACACCGUACCCAACUGUUCCCCACCUACUGGCUCUUGUUUGCCUCCCUCUAGACUAUCCUCCAGGUAGACAUACUGGGGAGGAUUCAUUACCUGCCCUUCCUUCUAAUGCCAGACUUUAGCCCCAGGCCGGGCUUGCAUCUCCGUCCCCCUAUACUCGGAGCCAACAGUACAAUGCUUGGGGCUUCAGGUCAGGGCACUGGAGGCCCCAGGGGAGCAGAGAAGGAAGGAGAAGGUCCUGGCCCCCAGCCCACAUGUCUGAGGCAGCUUCUGCUCCACCAGGUCUCCAAGCCUCUCCCUAGGGCUGCCUCGACCGGCUUUUCAGGUAUCACUGCGUCCUUUCUCAGCUCAUGGCAAUCAGCCCCCAGCCCUUGCCCAGGGACUGGGAGGAGAGGCCUGGAUUCUGUCAUGAACAUGUGAUCCUGGUUCCAAAAUUUGAGGCCCUCCCCAAGAGACCCUAUGUAGCUUUGGGGACCCAGUUACCCCUUCUCCCCAGCAUGCUGUGAGGUGGGUCCAGGCUCGUCGUCUUUCCUUAGCUUCUAACCCAUCCAUGAGCUCCAUCUAUGACUAUAGUUACUGGGCCUCAGUUAAUAUCUCGUGAACUGGGGUCAUAGCAGUAUCCAGAACAAAGGGCCCGAUAGCUAGAAGUGAACAGUCUAGGAGGGGAGACACACUUAAAAAUUAAAAACAAUUUCAGAUUGCAACAAGGUCUAUAGAAUCAGAAGGGUGACAUCACAGAACACAAUUGUCAUACCUGUCACACCACACUGCCUGGGGCAUGGUCAGGAAGGGCUUUCUGACAUGCUGGCCAUUUGAGCCAGGUGUGGAGUUAGUGGAGACAGCUGGGUCACACUCUGGCUUCCAGGCACAUGAAAAGUUGCCAGACAGCCAUGGGGGGCAGGGUGGAGGGCUGAGGAGCUCGGACAAAGGCCAUGUAACUGGAGCAGAGAGAGAGGUGGGAGAGGGAACUCCAAGGACAAAACCAGGCAACUCCUUCAGCUCCUUGGGGUGGGGGUGGGGGGGUCCUCUUCUCCCUGUCUGCUUUCCACUCUUCCAGAGUUAUCCUGUAGAGCAAGCCUUCUAAGAGGACUGACAGGGUGGUUAGGGAUGGAGGGUGCCUGAAGGUGGGUUCAAAAGGAAGGAGGAUGGCCAGUGGGAGAGAGAGGAAAACAGGAGGGGGCUGGGCAGGGCAGAACCCUACUGGGGUGGAGGGCCUGAGCAGGUUAAAGAGCAGAGGCAAGGAUCUUGUCCAUGAAUCAUCCUGUCUUCCUCCUCCUCCUCCUCCUCCUCUUAAUUGCUCAAUCCCAAAUAUCUCUGGGAAACACCCCCUUGACUGAACCGAAGUCAGAGCCUCACAGGAGGGAUUGAGUCAUGAGGGGUGGGGAAGAGGGAGGGAGGUGAAGGAUAAAUAGCGGCCUCGCUCCCUGGCUCCUCUCUGCAUCCUCCCUGCCUUCCCAACAACAUGUAUCUUGUCAGUUUGCUCAGCUCCUGCUGCCUCUUAGUGCUCCUGGGGACUCUGCCUGCCCGGGCAGCCCAUGAGGAUCCCGUUGAGAAGGUCAUAGAAGGGUUCAGCCGAGGGCUGAGCAAUGCUGAGAGAGAGGUGGGCAAGGCCCUUGAAGGCAUCAAUAACGGAAUCACUCAAGCUGGAAGGGAAGUGGAAAAAAUUUUUGGUGAACUCAGCAACAUGGGCAGCCAGGCUGGCAAGAACGUGGAACAUGGCUUGGACAAAGUAGCCCACGACAUCAACAGUGGCAUCGGACACGCAGGAAAGGAAGCAGAGAAGUUUGCCCAUGGGGUCAACCACGCCGCUGGACAGGUUGGGAAGGAGACAAACAAAAUCAUCCAUCAUGGGGUCAGCCAGGGGGGCAGUGAAGCAGGGAAGUUUGGUCAGGGGUCCCACCAUGCUUUUGGUCAGGGUGGGAAUGUGGCAGACAAGUUAGGUCAUGAAACCCACCAUGCUUUUGGUCAGGGUGGGAAUGUGGCAGACAAGUUAGGUCAUGAAACCCACCAUGCUUUUGGUCAGGGUGGGAAUGUGGCAGACAAGUUAGGUCAUGGAGGGAAUGUGGCAGACAAGCUAGGUCAUGGAACCCACCAUGCUUUUGGUCAGGGUGGGAAUGUGGCAGACAAGUUAGGUCAUGAAACCCACCAUGCUUUUGGUCAGGGUGGGAAUGUGGCAGACAAGUUAGGUCAUGGAACCCACCAUGCUUUUGGUCAGGGUGGGAAUGUGGCAGACAAGUUAGGUCAUGAAACCCACCAUGCUUUUGGUCAGGGUGGGAAUGUGGCAGAGAAGUUAGGUCAUGAAACCCACCAUGCUUUUGGUCAGGGCGGAAAUAUGGCAGACAAGUUUGGUCAGGGGGCCCACCAUGCUUUUGGUCAGGGCGGAAAUAUGGCAGACAAGUUUGGUCAGGGGGCCCACCAUGCUUUUGGUCAGGGCGGAAAUAUGGCAGACAAGUUUGGUCAGGGGGCCCACCAUGCUUUUGGUCAGGGCGGAAAUAUGGCAGACAAGUUUGGUCAGGGGGCCCACCAUGCUUUUGGUCAGGGCGGAAAUAUGGCAGACAAGUUUGGUCAGGGGGCCCACCAUGCUUUUGGUCAGGGCAGGGAUAUGGCAGAGACAUUUGAUCAGGGGGCCCACCAUGCUUUUGGUCAGGGUGGGAGAGAGGGAGGCAGACUGGUGCAAGGGGCUGGUCAGGGACUUAGCCAUGCUGCAAAGGAGGCACAGCAGUUUGGUCAUGGUCACGGGCAUGGUUAUUAUGCUGCGGGGCAGACUUGGCAAGAAGGAGACAAAGUAAUUCGUCCCGGGGUCAGCCAGGCUGGGGAGGAGAUGGAGCAGUUUGGCCAGGGUGUCCGCCAUACUAUUAAACAGGCUGAAAAGGAAGCAGAAAAAGUGGCCCAUGGGGUACAGAAUGGAGUCAACCAGGCUCAAAAGGAAGCAGAAAAAGUGGCCCAUGGGGUACAGAAUGGAGUCAACCAGGCUCAAAAGGAAGCAGAAAAAGUGGCCCAUGGGGUACAGAAUGGAGUCAACCAGGCUCAAAAGGAAGCAGAAAAAGUGGCCCACGGUGUCCAAACUGGGGUCAACCAGGCCGGGAAGGAGACACAGAGAGUUGGCCAAGGGGUCCAAACUGGGUUCAACCAGGGUCAAAAGGAAGCAGAAAAAGUGGCCCAUGGGGUCCAAACUGGGGUCAACCAGGCCGGGAAGGAGACACAGAAAGCUGGCCAAGGGGUCAACUAUGCUGCUGGCCAGGCCGAGAAGGAAGCGGAGAAGCUUGGCCAAGGUGUCCACCAUGCUGCUGGCCAGGAAAUGAACAGGUUGCAGCAAGAUGUUCAUAAUGGGGUCAACCAACCCAGCAAGGAGGCCAACCAGCUGCUGAAUGGGUCUCAUCAAGGUCAAGGCGGGUACGGAGGCCAGCACGGAGGGGCCGCAACCACUACAGUAGUAUCUGGGGCCUCGGUCAACAAGCCAUUUAUCAACUUCCCAGCUCUGUGGAGGAGUAUCGCCGCCACCAUGCCCUAAACUGAUGCCCAGGCAACAGAAUGUUCCGGUUGUCACACCAGCUGAACCGACCCAGAGGAGCGGGGGCUUGGGGAGAGCUUCCUGGGUGCCCUUGAGAGGGCUGCUUUGAGCUUUGUGAAUAAACUUGAACAUACUCUCCCUUUUCA